AUGAGCCGCUCGAGUGCGACCAAGGCAGAGACGCUGGCGACGCUCUCACCGCCAGAGUCGUUCGGGAUCGUCGAGCAAGGCGUUUACCGCGCGAACUUGCCACAUCCUCUCAGUUUCCCUUUUCUAAAACAUCUAAACCUGAAGACUGUGCUGAUGCUUUCUCAAGAGUCGCCGACGCGCGUUGUCACCCAGUUUUUCGAGGAUAACCAGGUGGAGCUCGUGCAGCUCGGCAUGCGGGUCUUCAAGCCGACUGAGGCUUCCUGGAAACCCUGUUCUGAGGAGCUCGUGAAAGAGGCUCUCGAAACUGUACUCUGUCGUGCAGCGCACCCGUUGUUGAUCUGCGGUGCAAGCGGCGUGCACGCCGUAGGCGUCGUUGUUGGAUGUCUGCGGAAACUACAGGGCUGGAGUCUGAGCUCGAUCGUCAAUGAGUACCGCAGCUACGCCGGCACCAAAACCCGUUACGUCGACGAGCAGUUUAUCGAGCUCUUCGAUAUUGAUCUGGUUCAGGUGCCGGCUGACCCCGAGCGGGUGUACCUACCGUCCUGGUACCACGUAUACCAGCAGUUUGCUGAGGAGGAUCGACAGCGCUUUCGCAGCGCUAGUGCGCGGGGCGAGAUCACCAGAGAUGGCAUUUUGAGUCACGCCACGUUGAGUUAUUGGAAAUAUUACUUUGCCACGUGUACGGCUCCAUUGUGCUCGAGUGAACUUGCAUGCGACCGCUCAGAUAGCGCUUAG
This is a messenger RNA of Cyanidioschyzon merolae strain 10D, 735 nucleotides long. Its product is annotated as similar to tyrosine phosphatase Oca1p. The record is from RefSeq and is a predicted model, not a curated record. Gene Ontology annotation, molecular function: phosphatase activity. The coding region runs from base 1 to 735 and encodes 244 amino acids. Lineage: Eukaryota; Rhodophyta; Bangiophyceae; Cyanidiales; Cyanidiaceae. The transcript has a single exon.